This is a messenger RNA of Fusarium verticillioides 7600, 582 nucleotides long. RefSeq lists its product as hypothetical. Bases 1 to 582 code for a protein of 193 amino acids. The transcript has 3 exons. The record is from RefSeq and is a predicted model, not a curated record. NCBI's taxonomy places the organism in Eukaryota, Fungi, Ascomycota, Sordariomycetes, Hypocreales, Nectriaceae.
AUGAGUUCACCAGUCCCCAUGCCAACAGCUCGCCAAGCCGAGCUGCUUGAUCGGUUCAGAGAAUAUUCCCGUCUCGAGCGCGAGGGCCAUCCGAUCGAAGCAUUGAGGGCGGCCAAAGAACUAGUCAAGGAGCAAGACCUCAAUCCCUACCAUGCCGCAGAAUUGCACUUGAAACUGGCCGAUGUCCCCGAAAUUGGACUUUACCAUGCCUCAGAGGGCGUCAAAACUUUCACACAGCUGAAAGAAACCGAUAACAGUCGAGACAUUAGGUGGAAGUUGCAGGAGGCAGAAAACGCCAUGCAAGAAGCGCAAACGAUUGAGAAGGCUUGGUCGAAGCGUCUGGAUGCAAUGACACCGGAAACCAGAGAGGCGGCUGUACAAAACCGCUACAAUGAUUACUUUUCCAAGCAUGAAAGAGACGAGUUAUCCUCCAGGGGAACUGAAACAGAGAAGCCGUGCCCUCUUGAAUUUGACAACCCAGUAAAAAAGGGGAGGACCGCCGAUUCGGGUGGUGAGAAGGAGGAGAAAGAGGAAAAAAAGUUGGAAGAGUAUGAAGAAGCACGGAAGUUUCUUGCUUCGUGA